This is a messenger RNA of Chlorella variabilis, 1026 nucleotides long. RefSeq lists its product as hypothetical. NCBI's taxonomy places the organism in Eukaryota, Viridiplantae, Chlorophyta, Trebouxiophyceae, Chlorellales, Chlorellaceae. Gene Ontology annotation, molecular function: protein serine/threonine kinase activity; protein binding. Gene Ontology annotation, biological process: DNA repair. The annotation marks the transcript as partial. The record is from RefSeq and is a predicted model, not a curated record. The transcript has 8 exons.
GACGACCUGCGCCAGGACGCCGUCAUGCAGCAGUUCUUCUGGCUGGUCAACCAGUUCCUGGCGGAGCAGCCGCGCACGCAGCGCCGCUCCCUCUUCAUUCGCACAUACAAGGUGGUCCCCUUCAGCCCCUCCUCUGGCCUGCUGGAGUGGGUGGAGCACACGCUGCCGCUGGCCGACUACCUGCUGGGGGCCAGCCGCACGGGGGGCGCGCACGCGCGCUACAGGCGCCCCGCGGACCUCACCUGGUACGAGUGCUAUACAAAGCUGGUGAAGGGCGCCCAGGCCCACGCCACCCCCGCCCAGCUGCGCGCCGCAUACGACGAGGUGUGCGCCCGCUUCCCGCCCGCCAUGCACCACUUCUUCCUGGAGAGCUUCAGGGACCCGGGCACCUGGUUUGAGCGGCGCCUGGCCUACACCCGCAGCAUGGCGGUGAACAGCAUGGCGGGGCACGUGAUUGGGCUGGGCGACCGCCACCUGCAGAACAUCCUGCUGGACACGCGCACAGCUGAUGCGGUGCACAUCGACCUGGGCAUCGCCUUUGAGCAGGGCCGCUUCUUGAACACCCCUGAGCUGGUGCCCUUCCGCCUGACGCGGGAUGUGGUGGAUGGCAUGGGCGUGACGGGUGUGGAGGAAGUCAUGCGGCGGUGCUGCGAGGAGACGCUGAGGGUGCUGCGGGCCAGCAAGGAGUCCAUCCUGACUGUGAUCGAGGUCUUCAUUCACGACCCCCUCUACAAGUGGGCCCUCACAACCACGGCGGCAGCGCGCCGACAGUACGACGCGGGCGCCGAGGAGGUGCGCGCAGGCGUGGGCGCCGGCUGCUGCUGCUCCCGCGGGUGCCUACGGGUGGGCCUGGCCAAUGCCGACGCCGAGCGCACGCUGCUGCGCAUCAAGCAGAAGCUGGAGGGGGUGGAGGCAGGCGAGGGCGAGGCGCGGGGUGUGGAGGGGCAGGUGCAGCAGCUGCUGCAGGAUGCGCAGGACCACGACAAGCUGUGCCGCAUGUAUGUGGGCUGGCAGGCAUGGUGCUAG